Messenger RNA from Ixodes scapularis (black-legged tick), 1471 nucleotides. RefSeq names its product BSD domain-containing protein 1. Gene Ontology annotation, cellular component: cytoplasm. The record is from RefSeq and is a predicted model, not a curated record. NCBI's taxonomy places the organism in Eukaryota, Metazoa, Arthropoda, Arachnida, Ixodida, Ixodidae. The transcript has 8 exons. The coding region runs from base 63 to 1286 and encodes 407 amino acids.
UCGGCGGAUCCCGUAACUUGCCAGGUGGCAACCCUCGCCUCGAUUCGCGUAAAGAUGUAAAGAUGGCUGAGGGCACCUCUGACGAAGCGACUACACCUUGGUGGAACACUUGGCUGCAGACGGCCAAAGACAAGUCGACAACGGCGUACGAGUUUUUCAAGAAGGACCUGACGGAAUUUUCCAGUACAGUGCAGCAGGACACGGCACAGGCAGUCUCCUCGACUGCUGCCUUUGUUCGAGACAAGCUGAAGCUGGAUGGGGACGCGUCGGUCACGACCAAGGCCAAGGAGGGCUUCUCGACCCUGCUGGGGACCCUCAGCGAGGCCUUCUCCCCGUCCUGGGACCCUGCAGACGACGAGCUGUCGGUGAUACGCAACAACGAGGUCCACCCCGUGGACAGGUGGCAGGCCUGCCUGCACUCGAUCUUAGUGGACCGCAACACAUACUGCCACGAGCCGGACUGCCCUCCCGAGGUGUACGAGAGCUGGCUGGAAACAUUCUCCCUGGGCGAGCACCGGGACGAGGUUGCCGAGCUGCUGCUCAACUACGCCGAGGUGCAGCGCUACUACGACGAGCUGGUGCCCCGGGCGGUCUCGCACGAGGAGUUCUGGCAGCGCUACUUCUUCCGCGCCUUCCAGCUCUGGCAGGCCGAGGAGGAGCUCGUGAACAGCGUGCAGCAGUCGAGCGAGCGCCUCUCCGUCAGUGGGGUGGACUCUGACCAGCUGCUGGACUCCCUGAGCGACCCCGGCAGCAAGUUCCUGGGCAGCCGACCAAUGGUGGUCCCGCCCAACACCCCCAACGCCCCGUCGGCAGAGCAGAGCGGCUCCAACUCCCCGACCCCCUCCAAGGCUACCCCGUCCCCCGCGGGGGACGCGGGGUGCGACACCGCGAGUCCCGCCCACGGAUCUUCCACCCCCGAGGAGGGAGAGGUCGCGACGGCAACGGGUGCUGCCCUCGCGACGUCUCUGGCUACGGGAAUCCGGGCAACCAUGUGCACCAGAGGCGAGGGCAGCAGUGCCGUGGCGAAGGGUGCGGGGAGUGAUGGCGCAAAGUGCUCCGUGGAGGAGACGAAUGCGAGAGGUGCGACGGUGACGGAGGUCCGGGGCAGUGGAGGCACGGGGUCGCCAUCUUCAGGAGAGGAGUCCAGCGGGAGAGAUCUUAGCGACUGGGAGGAGUUUGAGCUUGAGUUGGGAGCCGAGGACGCGAGCAUCGCCACCGCCGUUGCCAGGCCGGUUUCUAAACCGCCGUCGUCGGAGGCUGAAGACGACUGGGAAAAGUGGGAAUGAGGACGUCACUUUGGAAAGCGUGAAGCGGAAGACGUAUAUCCUUAUUUAAGCCAACACGGAAAAUUGUACCAUACACGCAGGCUGUUGUUGUUUCCAUGGCAGAGUGCCUGUACCAUCCCCCUUUCCAGCCAAGAAGAGAGAAAAUUUAAGUGUUUAAUAAAGUUGAAGACAAAAAAAAAAAAAAA